Molecule: messenger RNA, 1944 nt
Organism: Esox lucius (northern pike)
Lineage: Eukaryota; Metazoa; Chordata; Actinopteri; Esociformes; Esocidae
Product: clusterin-like protein 1
Exons: 11
Coding region: 268-1728 (486 amino acids)
Source: RefSeq, a predicted model, not a curated record
CUUUAUCUGAGAACUAAAAGCAUACCCGUGAGGUCGCUCCAGUAGUAGGUAAGGAUGAAGCUGGCUUAAUAGUCGAUUCUGCAAACAGGCUAAUUGGAUCUGGCUGACUUCUGCGUACACCCAACAUAAAUAGAAGGAUCCUUGUUAAGGUGAAAAGCUCACCAUCGAAUGCAGGUCAACAACAAGUCUAGUGCUUCUGUUUAGAAAGUUUGAUGUUCUCUCUUCAAAGGUAAAUUGUUUCAGAGCAGGAAACGUAGGCCAGCGAAUAUGAGUGUGCUGCUGAUUGUCACACUGUACGCGUCAUCCCUUGGGAUCCUGCGCUGUGACCCUGACCCUUCUCCUACUGGACUGAGUGAGAGUGUUCUCCAAGGGCUAUCAAAGGAUGGUGAGAAUUAUAUUGACGAGGAGAUGAAGAGAGCAUUGUUUGGGGUGAAGAGGAUGAAGGAGAUAAUGGAGAAGAACCAAGAGAAGCAUGAAUACCUCUUGAAGACCCUCAAAGAAAGCAAGAAUAAGAGGAAGGGGGCAGUCCAGCUGGCCAACGAGGCGGAGCUAAAGCUUCAGGUGGCAGAAGAGCAGUGCAUUGAUUCACUGAGGACAUCCUUUAUGGAGUGCCGACCUUGCCUGGAGGACUCCUGUAAGACGUUCUAUACCUCCACCUGCCGAAGAGGGUUCUCCUCUUUUUCUUUAAAGGUUGAGGAGUUCUUUCAGAAGUUAUCCUCCCAACUGGAAACUCCAGACCAGGUUGUCAAUCAGAACCAGUUGAACUUAAACCAGACGGAGAAAUCAGAUGGUCCGGAUCUGGAGCUGGUGCAGCUGAAUGACUCCUUUGGUCAGCUGGUAUGGAAAAUGGGCAGCCUGUACAACCGGAGCACAGAGCUGGUCAACAAGAUGCACCAAAAGCUUGGCCAUGGAUUCUGGACAGCUUUCAAUACCAAGCUGAAGCCCAAGCCCCUCUCUCCCACACUUGAGUCCCCUGGUGGAAUCUUCUUUCAAAGCGUAAGCCGCCUGGGCAGCAUAGGGCUGGACGAUGUGCUGGAGGAGGUGUAUGACUUUGGCCGGGCAGUGAUGGAAGACUUCAGUGACCUGAUAACAGAUGUCAUGGACGGGGUGCAGGAAACUGUCAGUGAUGAACCUCGGCUUCAGAGAGACACAUUUCGGGUCCCAUUCCCCUUCCCAGACAUGUACCUAUGCAGACAGCUCCGUAGGCAGGCCGGAGAGUGUUGGCAGCUUCAAAGGUUGUGCGAGUCCUGUCAGAAUACAUUGGUGAAAGAGUGUCCCGGUGUUAGGGAGCUUCACUCUGAGUUGGAGAGGACCUACCUGCUGCUCAACGAGUCUCGUCUGCAGUAUGAGGAGUUGUUACAAAUGGUCCAGAAGCACGCUGGUGACACCAACGCCUGGUUCAGCGACAUGGAGGCCAAGUAUGGCUGGGUGACGCACCUUCCCAGUAGCACACAGUACACUUUUGGUGUGAGCUUGGUGGUUCCUCAGGUGAGAGGUGACGGGUCUAAGGGUGACACUAGAAUUGUAGUGAGCAUCCUGGACUCACCACCGCUGACCCUCUCUGUCCCAGCAGAGGUGCCAGACGAUGCAUUCAUUCAGUAUGUGGCCCAGGAAGCACUGGCCCACUACAAACAGACAAUCAAAGUUUCAGAAACUGUCACAGCAGGGACUGGAGUAGCAACAGACCCCUCAGCCUCCUCUUUGGAUUUGAUACAAGGUUUUGAGUAAUCACGGGAUGUUGAAAGCUGUUCUGUUUUUAUAUCUCGAUUAGACAUUGUGUUUUUGGCUGGACAACUAUUUAAGAAUGGAUGUGGACGAAUUAUGAAGGUCUAUAUAAGGUAUUUAUUUUUAGAGUGAUGCUAUUGAAAUAAAAAUAUAUAGACUUAUAGUGGCAUCUUAACUUUUUAAUUUAACAACUGUGAUUAAACUAUGAAUGUGAACGUA